Messenger RNA from Neurospora tetraspora, 2293 nucleotides. RefSeq lists its product as uncharacterized. Lineage: Eukaryota; Fungi; Ascomycota; Sordariomycetes; Sordariales; Sordariaceae. The record is from RefSeq and is a predicted model, not a curated record. The transcript has 2 exons. Bases 302 to 1897 code for a protein of 531 amino acids.
UCGCAUCUUCAUGGCUGACCUGGCCUAGCCGUUUCCACUUUGUUUCUAGAUCAACAUCUCUGCCAAAUCAGAAUCUCGAAUAGCACAUCAGAGUCAUCCGGAUCCGUGCCUUUUCCAGCUACUUGAUCCUCGGCGCCUACGCUUACAGGAAUUUGACACCCCAGUCCGUUCUUUCUGGCGUGUAGUUGAUCAUGGGAGUGACUCGGGCCUAUCUUCUGGGCUCGGGAUCUUGCCCUGUAUCAUCAUCCCGCCUUUUUCCUCCCAGUGUUCAUCUCUAGUUGCUCUGUCCUAGAGAUGAACCAUGAGAAAUCGGGAUCAUUUCAAAUACGGCCUGAUUCUAGGAAUCAUUGUCUGCUGCUCGGCAGCAUUGACCGCCCUUGACAAUGUGGCAAGUGCAGAGUCUGCCGAGACUGGGCACAAUCCUAUCAAGUCAUGGCCACACCAUCAUCCACCCGUGGUCGCAAGGCGUCCGGUCAGCGGCCAUGAAGAUCUUGGCUCGCAGCCCGUGUUAACGACCGUGACCUCGCCGAUCAGUGCCGCAGUGGUAGCAGAGGCAACCCCUUCACCUUUCCCGACAACGGCACCCACGACAAUCAACCCCAUUAUCGAAACAAUAAGCUCCCUCAGCAGUGCCCUCGAAGAAGCUGAGUCGAAUGCCAUAUACAUCUCAAGCCUCCUGGCGACAUCCAUCAUAGGGCUUCAGGAGUCGAUCGAUUACCUUACCUCGUCAGCUUCCAGUGCUUUGGCAUCAGUUCAAGCCUCGGCCUCAAGCGCAAUAGCGUCGGCCGAGGAAUCGGCUUCCAAUGCCGUGAUAGCUGCAGAACGUUCAGCCUCGAGCAAAAUGUUGGAACAAGGGGAGUUGGUUACGGUCACGGUCACAGCAACCGUUGUCUCAGUUACAACAGACGCCGUAGGAUCGACCAUAACGGUAGAUCCAAAUUCGACAAUAGCCCAGGCUCAAAACGAUCUCGACAUCAAAGCUGUGCAAGGAGCCGCGUCAUCGGUCAACAGUGCUGCUAUAGCAGUUGUCGUCGCCAUCAUUGGUUCCUCUGUGCUUUCUCUCGCCGGCUUCUACCUCUUCGUGAGAUACCGAAAGAGGAAGCAAAAACAAAAAGAAGAAGAAGAGCAGAACGUAAGCGAUGCGCUUGACCGCGCCAUCGUCAGCUAUAUCGUCAAAGACCAGGCCAGCCCAACAAAAGACGGGGACCCUUUUAGCCCGACGGGGCCACCAGAACCCAUCCACUUGGAGACUAUCGAAGAAGUUCAAACACCACCUCCAGCCCAAGGACCACAGCCACCUCCCGUUCGACGGCCCUCGCAAGCCUAUCGUCCGCCGCAGACACCACAAACGCCCCAGUUUGAGGCACCACCCGACAUUUCCCCACGAAGAAUCGGACAGGCCGUCAGCAAAGACUAUAGUUAUAAUAGUGACAUCCUCCUCCCAUCGCCUGGUCCGCCACCAACUUGUCCCCUGCCCACUCCACCAGCAACAAAAGACAUCAGGAGGAACAUCUCGAUACGGUACGCUCCCGAGUGCAAUAAAAGCGUAUACGGAGACAUACUGACUCGGCCCCUGGAAACCGUGCCUACCAACACGUCGGUGAUGAGCGGUGCGAGUGGUGGAUACCCACUCGGCCAUGCGAGGACUGUGUCCUCGACCGUUGCGGGAAGUAUUGGUGUUAUUGGGAGAAUGGGUAGUAGCGCAUCUGCUCCUGCACACGCGCGUGGACCAUCGACUUCUUCGAGGCGGAGAGCGGCGACUACUGGGAGUGUGAGAUCGCAGGGUCAGGGCAUGGUGGAUCAACAACAACUGCUACAACAGCAACAGCAGCAGCCGGGAAGAAGAGACGAGAGGAGGGAUUGGAAUUGGCCGUUGCAGAAGAACGGGUUCGUAUGAUUUAUAUCGAUGUGGAAUGAGGAUGUCGGCGCUUGGGUGUUUCUAGGAGUCUUUGGGUUGCGCUCCCGUCCGUAUUAGUGGUGGCAUUCGUAGAACUGAAUACAACCGAUGGUGGUGUCGCUGUCAAAUGAAACGAAAGCAGGGCACCUGCAGAAGGGUUAGGGUUGAACUAGUCUACGACAAGCAGGUUUGAGCCACCGCAAAUGACGUGGCUGAUGUGAGGGUAGGCAGUUGGCCCAAGCAUUUCUACCAUGAAUCCCAGUUGAGCUCUCCAAGAAUGACGCAGGCGGCAACAGCACUGAAGCUUUGGGGGAAGCUGCCAGUGGUCACAUCGCGAGAUGCAACCACCUGAACUGGAUCAAUCACCAAGUCCAAAGAAUAUGUUGACACGACAGC